AUGAGGCGGGGGCGCGAUGUCGGUGCCGCUGCUCAAGAUCGGGGCCGUGCUGAGCACCAUGGCCAUGGUCACCAACUGGAUGUCGCAGACGCUGCCCUCGCUCGUGGGGCUCAACGGCACCGCGUCCCGCGCGGGCGCCUCCGAGAAAAUCCCACUUCCCCUGCCCUCUCCCCGACCCUGCGGUCCUGCAGCCUCCUGGGAGAGAAACAGCCAAUGAGUGGUUGGCAGUCUGGUGCUCAGACGACCAGGAUUCCCCAGCCCUGCUGGCCAAGGCUGGCUCCGUUAGCCCUUACUCUCUUCCAAAGCCCAGAGGAAGGCUGGCAGCUGUACACCUCGGCCCAGGCUCCCGAUGGAAAAUGCAUCUGCACGGCUGUGAUUCCGGCGCAGAGCACCUGCUCCCGCGAUGGCCGGAGCCGGGAGCUGCGGCAGCUGAUGGAGAAGGUUCAGAACGUCUCCCAGUCCAUGGAGGUCCUUGAGUUGCGGACGUACCGUGACCUCCAGUACGUGCGCAGCAUGGAGACCCUCAUGCGGAGCCUGGAUGCGCGGCUCCGGGGGGCCGAUGGGUCCCUCUCGGCCAAGAGCUUCCAGGAGCUGAAGGACAGGAUGACGGAGCUGUUGCCCCUGAGCUCGGUCCUGGAGCAGUACAAGGCGGACGCGCGGACCAUCGUGCGCCUGCGGGAGGAGGUGAGGAACCUCUCCAGCAGCCUCACAGCCAUCCAGGAGGAGAUGGGCGCCUACGGGUACGAGGACCUGCAGCAGCGGGUGAUGGCCCUGGAGGCCCGUCUCCACGCCUGUGCCCAGAAGCUGGGCUGUGGGAAGCUGACCGGGGUCAGCAACCCCAUCACCAUUCGGGCCAUGGGGUCCCGCUUUGGCUCUUGGAUGACAGACACGAUGGCCCCCAGCGCGGAUAGCCGGGUCUGGUACAUGGAUGGCUAUUACAAGGGCCGGCGAGUCCUGGAGUUCCGCACUCUGGGAGACUUUAUCAAAGGCCAGAACUUUAUCCAGCACCUGCUGCCCCAGCCAUGGGCCGGCACGGGCCACGUGGUGUACAACGGCUCCCUGUUUUACAACAAGUACCAGAGCAACGUGGUGGUCAAGUACCACUUCCGCUCGCGUUCCGUGCUGGUGCAAAGGAGCCUCCCGGGGGCCGGCUACAAUAACACCUUCCCCUACUCCUGGGGUGGCUUCUCGGACAUGGACUUCAUGGUGGACGAGAGCGGGCUCUGGGCUGUGUACACCACCAACCAGAAUGCGGGCAACAUUGUGGUCAGCCGGCUGGACCCGCACACCCUCGAGGUCGUGCGGUCCUGGGACACCGGCUACCCCAAGCGCAGCGCCGGCGAGGCCUUCAUGAUCUGUGGCGUGCUCUACGUGACCAACUCCCACCUAGCCGGGGCCAAGGUCUACUUCGCCUACUUCACCAACACGUCCAGCUACGAGUACACGGACGUGCCCUUCCACAACCAGUACUCCCACAUCUCCAUGCUGGAUUACAACCCCCGCGAGCGGGCCCUCUACACCUGGAACAACGGCCACCAGGUGCUCUACAAUGUCACCCUCUUCCACGUCAUCAGCACUGCUGGGGACCCCUAGGGGCUGCCCGUCUCUCACGCUGCCACACGAGGGUCAGGGGGGCCCUUUCUACUCUGCCUGUGUCCCUCCAAGUUAAUCUGUCUCUGUGCUGCCCUCUCUCUCUCCCUCUCCCCCCCUGUGCUGUUUUUUCUCUCUCCACCUUUGCGCCCAGCUUUCAUCCUCUGCCUCUGUAUUUCUAUCAGUGCGUUUUCUCAGUAUUGUCUCUUCUUUAUUGAUCUCUGAUUUUGAUACUUCGCUUUCUUUUUAUCGAUGCCUCUCUUUCUUUUCAUCGAUCUGAUUCUCCAGCUCUCUUUUUCUAUCUCUGCCUCUCUCUCUCUCUUUCUCUUUCUCUCGCUUCCUCCACUCCUUCCCUCUUUGAGUCCCACCCAGUCCCCCCUCCUCCCGACCCAAGGAGUUGAGUGCAUGGAUCUGUUUCUUUUUUUAUUUACACUUUUUCUUUCCGGGUUGCCGGAAUAAACGGGACCUUUGACAUUUGAA
Hippopotamus amphibius kiboko is the source of this 2070-nucleotide messenger RNA. It is a transcript of the gene OLFM2, whose product is annotated as olfactomedin 2. The record is from RefSeq and is a predicted model, not a curated record. Gene Ontology annotation, biological process: signal transduction. NCBI's taxonomy places the organism in Eukaryota, Metazoa, Chordata, Mammalia, Artiodactyla, Hippopotamidae. The coding region runs from base 1 to 1593 and encodes 530 amino acids. The transcript is spliced from 8 exons.